AUGUCUACUGAUAAGACCACGAACAAGAUGCAAUACGUGCGCCUCGGCAAGUCUGGCCUUAAAAUCUCGAAGAUCAUCCUCGGAUGCAUGUCCUACGGAAGCCCGGAGUGGCAGGAGUGGGUGCUCGGUGAGGAGGAGGGCUUGAAGCACAUCAAGUUCGCGUAUGACCACGGCAUCACGACCUUCGACACCGCGAACCUGUACUCCAACGGACGGUCCGAGGCCAUCAUCGGCAAGGCGAUCAGGGAGUUCAACCUCCCGCGUGAAGAGCUUGUCAUCAUGACUAAGCUGUACUUCCCGAAGCCGAAGGACGUCAGUACGGUCCUCUGGCGCGGUGACGACGCGGAAGCGCAAGAGCAUGGUAUAAUCAACCAGAAGGGGUUGAGCCGCAAGCACAUUUUUGAUUCCGUGAAGGAGAGCCUGAAGGAGCUGCAGCUCGAGUACAUUGAUGUGCUGCAGUGCCACCGCUUUGACUACGAUACUCCGAUUGAGGAGACGAUGCAAGCUCUCCACGAUGUCGUCAAGGCCGGCUACGUGCGUUACAUUGGCAUGAGCUCCUGCUACGCCUAUCAGUUCCACAUGAUGCAGAACUACGCGAUCACGCACAACCUCACGCCUUUCAUCUCGAUGCAGAACCACUACAGCCUGAUCUACCGUGAGGAGGAGCGCGAGAUGAUCCCUACCCUCCAGCACUUCGGCGUCGGCGCCAUCCCGUGGUCGCCGCUCGGCCGCGGCCUGCUCACGCACCCGCUCAAGACCGAGACGCUUCGUUCGAAGACCGACGGGUACCUCACGCUCUUCAACAUCCCCGCGAUCCCCGCGAUCGUCAACCGCGUCGAGGAGCUGUCCAAGAAGAAGGGCGUGAGUAUGGCGCAGAUCGCCACCGCCUGGAUCCUCGCGAAGCCGGGCGUGUCCGCGCCCAUCAUCGGGACGACGAGCCUGAAGAACCUGGAGGACAUCCUGGGUGCUCUCGAUGUGACGCUCACGGAGGAGGAGAUCAAGUACCUCGAGGAGCCCUAUGCACCGGUCCCGAUCGUCGGCCACACCUAA
Messenger RNA from Trametes versicolor FP-101664 SS1, 1050 nucleotides. RefSeq names its product Aldo/keto reductase. The transcript has 13 exons. Bases 1 to 1050 code for a protein of 349 amino acids. The record is from RefSeq and is a predicted model, not a curated record. Lineage: Eukaryota; Fungi; Basidiomycota; Agaricomycetes; Polyporales; Polyporaceae.